Messenger RNA from Chara braunii, 778 nucleotides. Lineage: Eukaryota; Viridiplantae; Streptophyta; Charophyceae; Charales; Characeae. The record is from the annotation of a GenBank genome assembly.
GCCAGUUUUUGUAUGUUUGACGCUGUUCGUAAAAAAAAAUUGUUUCACUUUUUGUUUACGUAUUGGCAGGCUCGCGAUUCCAUGCUGGAUUGGAUCACUGGGUCAAGGCUGGCGAGAACGGCGCUGGCAAAACUUCCAAGUCUCAUCACACUGGCUACAGGGAAGAACCAGGGCUAUAUCAUGGCAUUGAGAGAAGACAACGGGGUUCCGGGAGUGUUUGCAGUAAAUGAAGAUGGGCAUGCACGAUUGCUUGUGGACACUGUCAGUGGCAAAAAAAUGAAGCUUGAAGAUGAUGUUGAUGUGUCAAGCGAAGGAGUUGUGUAUUUCAGUGACGCCUCAACCAAAUACGGUUUUGAUGAUUACGUGUUGGAUAUCCUUGAGGGACGGGCUUAUGGUCGUCUUCUCAGCUUUGAUCCAAAGACGAAUGCGACAAAUGUCCUCCUUGAUAGGUUGCACUUUGCCAAUGGGGUUACUCUCUCGUCUCAAGAAGACUUUGUCUUGGUUGCAGAGACAACCAGAUACCGUAUAUUACGCUACUGGUUGAAGGGCCCGAGGAUGGGCACCCAUGACGUGUUUGCAAACAACCUGCCCGGCCUCGUCGAUAACAUUCAGUCCAACAGACGAGGAACCAUCUGGGUCGCCAUCAGUAUGGUAGGCCCUACUACAGCCUCCCCACUCCAUUGCGAAGAGUUCGGUAUCUAACUUACAAACCCAAACAUGAAUUGCCACUCAAUACUCCAUCAAACCCUGAAGAAGAGAAUAAAGAAAGUGAGGUGUG